AUGGUCGAGAUUGGUAGUACGUACCGCCUCCUCGCAGCGUCGGAGUCACCACACUUCGACUUUACUACCUACCCUUCCAUAGAUAUGGAAGGUACCUACCUACCUUACCAGCUUAGGUUGUUGUCCGCGGCUAGGCUGUCCUAUCCUGCCCUGUCCUGUCCCGCGUUGCUUGCGCUUUCCGUAUCGCACAGCAACUCCGUUGACCCCGGGGCUACCUACCACUACCACACACGCUCUCGCUCUGCCUUACAACACACCAACUCACCACUCACCACAACACGCGACCUGAAAACUCUUCCUACUCACAACCGCACCCACACCGAGCUACGAUUGAGUUCGGGUCAUUUUUUCCCUCCUUCUACUUCCCUCACUUCUCUUGCGCAACCUCACAAUUUUGGCGCGACCAAUUUCCUCGCAUUACCGCACCCCGAACUCGACCCUCUACUACCUGUGAUAGCAGACCCAACAUCUCUUAGGGAUCGACGCCUGUCCCCUGCCCAUUUCCCUUGCGAUUCGGAUACCCCGCUUCCUCUCGACCUUCUUGCGCACGCACGACUGGCACUGAAAAAAUUUCUUCUCUUUGGCAACCUUACGAUAUCGACGUACGCUUCCGACUACGAUUUGACCGACCAGACAUCCAGUCAAACCCGGUAG
Molecule: messenger RNA, 654 nt
Organism: Colletotrichum lupini
Lineage: Eukaryota; Fungi; Ascomycota; Sordariomycetes; Glomerellales; Glomerellaceae
Exons: 4
Coding region: 1-654 (217 amino acids)
Source: RefSeq, a predicted model, not a curated record